AUGGAUCUCUCGGCGAUGUUGAAUGAUGGAUCGGCGGAGAAGAAGCAGAGUCAGAGUCAGAGCCGGGCAUCGCCAGAGAGGCAGAGCACACAACGUUCCAUCCCAGCCACCCCCAGCGCCAAUGGACUAUCUUCUGGCUAUCCACAAUCGCAGACCACACCACUAUAUGCUCCUCCACCCGGCGCACCACUGUCACGACAGACCACAGGCUUGACACCAUUACGCACGCCGUCGCAAGGUCUGCCGGGGUCGCAAUAUCCUUUCCCAAACCAGACUUCGCAGAGCCCAGCCGUCCAGCAGCCUACUGGCAGCUAUCCACACUAUGGGGCCCACCCAGCAACGACACCUGGACCCCGGCCAUCGAGCCAUAGCUACCCAUCAUAUACGCAGCCUUCACCAGGCCAGCAUAGUCUGCAAGGGCAUCCACCUGGAGUGUACGGCCUUCAGAGCUCCUCACACUCGCCGACGCCUUCGUCCCAUCAUGGCCAGACACCGCAGUCAUUACGCCAAAGCCCGCUCUCAGUAAUGUCGCAUGCACCACCGCCCAUGCAACAUCAUCCCCAAUAUGCGCAUCAGCACUCGCAGCCGAGCACACCACUUGGUCCGCCACCCUUACAGUACUCACGAACAUCCGGCCAAAACUUCCACGAUGCGCAAAGCCCAUACCAUCAGCGACAAUCAUCUGGCGCAUCAAACGGCAUGACUGUAGCCUCUCCUGCGCAGCAUCAGCCGAGUAUUGGUAAUCUAUUAGACUCGCCAAGCGGGUAUACCCGCCAGUCACCGCAUCUUCGCCGAACAAGCGACUACCUCAGUCAAAUGGACCGUGAACGUAGUGUGUCAGUCAGUCCAAAGACAAAGGUCCUACCCCGUGCACUUUCCCAGACUUCGAGACAAAGCAGUCAACAAGAAGUACCGAGUGCACGCAGUUCACUGCAGCACCAGCACAGUGUGGCGUCGCUAUUGGAGUCACCGAGCCACGUGACCACACACUCGCACUUGGCUGUGGCCCAACCUUCACACAACGCACCGCAGUCACAACAACUGCAUGGCGUCACACAGGCCAUACCGCCGUACCCAGCCACGGGUCAGCCGCCGCUAGCACAGAAUUCUUUGUCUCAACCCAACAAUCAUUCGCAACUUCCAAUUCAGCAUCAGCCUCAGCGUAUGGACAUGAAUCACCUGCUCACCUCUGCCAGCUCAGUGACGAGUACAGAAGGACAGGAGAACAUGGCACCGAAGAGGAAGCCACAGGAAGCAUAUCAAUUCAUGCGGCCAUCGCCGAAACCGAAGAGGUCUAACAUUGCGCCGCCGCCUGCGCCAGUAAAAUCAACCACACAAAAUCAGUCCGACGAUCUGAAAGGUCACGAAUCUCCGGAAGUCACACCUGUGCAAAAUGCGGAUUCGCGAGAGGAAAUCUCUUCGCAACAGGGGCCUAAUAAUGACGCGAUUCACAAACAACAGCCUCGCGACACUCACAUGCUCGAUGCCAAGCCAGCUAGUACUAAGCGUCCUGCCGAGACAGAGCCAUCGUCGGAGCCACCUGCGAAACGUGGAAGGAGUGGGCGAAAAUAUGCAGAUUUCAUCAAGCCGAUCUGGGCGAGGCUAUCUCCAAAAAAUCCAAUGUAUAAUGCCAAAGAGGAUGGCGUAAGCAAUGGCCGCGCACAGCAACAUGCACCUCCGCCGGCACCGGUGCAGCAACGACAACAGCAACCUAGACCGAACGGGCAGGUCCAGCAGGCAAGGAAUUGCCGAAUGUCGCAAGACGACAACUGCUUCCCACCUGGUGUAGAUCCUGAACGACCAUGGGCAGAUGAUCCGCCUCUCAAUCGCGAUCUUAUGCAGAUGCAACACUGUCUCAGCCUACCGAGGUGGGAGAAGUCGCUCAAAUACCACGACCCGAUGCCAGAUAUGCAACGCUGUGCAAUGGACUGGCUUUACCGCGAGAUGUCUCAGCUCAAAGAUAUACCACAUGACAAACGGAUCGUCGAGAUAGAGAUCGAGGGUAAGAUCGGCCGGAUCAUGAAGGGCGACGAGAGACUCAGUAUGCCGAUCCUCACAUCCACUGUCCUGAGUGAGGACUAUGCACAGAGGAAUCUUCGUUUCGAGAGCAAAAUGGAGGUUCACGAGCACAAAGCCAUGAAUGACUUCCUCAAUGCCGAGCUACUCGCGUCCAGAAGCGAUUGCAGGGUUCCAAUGGAGUACUCGCACCCGAAAACAAUCGACUCCUUCAAACCUCUCUCCGCCGUCGGCUUCCAAACCCUGCCGCCCUCCUUCAAGCGCCACUGCUUGCACAACUCGAAAGACCUCAAACUCCGCACCACCACCGACCAAAUCACUGGAGCAGUCACCGCACGCAUAGUGAAGCACAAGAUCUCCGACCUCCACAUCUUCGGCCCACAAGGCGAAUACGACUGUCGUAUCUCCCUCAACCUCGAAGCGAAACUCAUGCCGCCGCCGCACGAUCCAAAUCCACCCGAAGAGCUGAUGACCCUUCCCUCCGUCGCCGAAAUGGGAGAUGAGUGGCCUUCAAGUUCGCGUGUCCAGCCUGACCGGGAGAAGGAUAGGUUGAGUUAUAAACAUCAGAUCUACCAGAUCGAUCUGACAAAAGUAGGCGGUGGGAAGGGGAGUUACGAACUGGAGAUCGAGGUCGAUACCCAGGUUCUCCGCGAGCAGAUGGAGAGGAUGGAGCAAGGGAGGGAGAAUGGGUUUGCUGGGAUUGUGGAGGGGUUCCUGAACAAUGCUACGUUCUUGACGAGGCAGAGAGCUUGA
Molecule: messenger RNA, 2769 nt
Organism: Recurvomyces mirabilis
Lineage: Eukaryota; Fungi; Ascomycota; Dothideomycetes; Mycosphaerellales; Teratosphaeriaceae
Exons: 1
Coding region: 1-2769 (922 amino acids)
Biological process (GO): 7-methylguanosine mRNA capping; polynucleotide 5' dephosphorylation
Cellular component (GO): mRNA capping enzyme complex
Molecular function (GO): polynucleotide 5'-phosphatase activity
Source: RefSeq, a predicted model, not a curated record